GGACUGAUUUUCAAUACAUUUGAGGAUCUUGAAGAACCCAUAUUAUCACAAAUGCGCAAAAUCAGCCCAAAAAUCUACCCCAUAGGGCCACUUCACACUCACUUGAAAACAAGACUAGCAACAGAAACAAUAUCAAAUAGCAUCUGGAAAGAAGACAGGAGUUGCAUCCCUUGGCUUGAUAUGCAACCCAUUAAAUCUGUUUUAUUUGUUAGCAUUGGAAGUCUCGCAGUCAUGACCAUGGACCAAGUCCUGGAAAUCUGGUAUGGUCUGGUGAAUAGUGGAACAAGGUUUUUAUGGGUCCGAAGGCCAGGUUCAGUUGUUGGAUUGGAGAAAGAAUUUGAAAUUCCUAUGGACUUGUCUCUAGCUACAAAAGAGAGGGGGUACAUUGUGAGUUGGGCCCCACAAGAAGAGGUCUUGUCCCACCCAGCAAUUGGUGGGUUUUUGACCCAUAGUGGAUGGAACUCAACACUGGAGAGUAUAGUGGAAGGGAAGCCAAUGAUCUGCUGGCCAUAUUUUGUUGACCAGCAAGUUAAUAGUAGGUUUGUGGGAGAGAUUUGGAAGCUCGGUUUGGACAUGAAAGAUACAUGCGACAGAAAGAUAGUAGAAAGGAUGGUUAGGGAGCUUAUGGAGUCGAAGAAGGAAGAAUUCUUGCAAAGGGCUGAUCAAAUUUCGAAUGUGGCCAAGGCAAGUGUGAGUAAAGGUGGAUGUUCAUACAAAUAUCUAGACAAACUAAUCGAAGAUAUCAAGUUGAUGACGUUGUCAACAUCGCAAGCCUAGCGACUACUUUGUCCAUAAUAGGAUUCUCCCUCUUCAAUCGCUCCUCUGGAGUGUUACUAGGAGAGACUAUGGUGACGGUCAAAUAUUCAAAUUCUUUGAAAUUUCAUAUUACUGUAAUUUUUCUGAGCCUUAUAAAAGAUUGAUCGCUUUGUCAUUUUGUUU
This is a messenger RNA of Olea europaea var. sylvestris, 939 nucleotides long. Its product is annotated as 7-deoxyloganetic acid glucosyltransferase-like. Lineage: Eukaryota; Viridiplantae; Streptophyta; Magnoliopsida; Lamiales; Oleaceae. The transcript has a single exon. The record is from RefSeq and is a predicted model, not a curated record. The annotation marks the transcript as partial. Gene Ontology annotation, molecular function: UDP-glycosyltransferase activity.